Molecule: messenger RNA, 2343 nt
Organism: Liolophura sinensis
Lineage: Eukaryota; Metazoa; Mollusca; Polyplacophora; Chitonida; Chitonidae
Exons: 14
Coding region: 1-2343 (780 amino acids)
Source: RefSeq, a predicted model, not a curated record
AUGUCCCCGGAUGAAGACAGGACAACAAAAGCGCCAAGAAAACAACCAACAGAAACAGCGUUUGUAACAAGAGACAAGACCACACCCAGACAACCGGAAAUACCAACAGACAUAUUCGAAGAGCCUGGAGCAACACAGCAACCUUUCACGGGCACACCAGGCCAGACAGUUGGCACAGAGGCGCCAGAUGCCACUGACAGGUUUACAGUACGUACAAGACGACCCGCUGAAAAGAAAGAGAAGACGACGGCUCCCGUGGCGGUGACUGGCAUCAAAGUUCCCAGAGACUUGGUUUUGAUUCUUGACUCAUCCGACAACGUUUCUCCAGACGACUUUGAAAACAUGAGAGUGUUUGCCAGAAGAAUAGUCGAAUCCUCAGACAUUGACGGCUCAGGAGAACCUGGGGUAACCGAUGAAUACGUUGUUGAGACCGAGCCCACCAAAAAGACCCGUGCAACUCCAAGGAAACCGGAACAAACAGCAGCGCCCGAAGCCUUCACCACGGAAGAGGAAGAAGAGACUGACGAGUAUUUCAGGGAGACAACCAGCUCAGGAGAACCUGGGGUAACCGAUGAAUACGUUGUUGAGACCGAGCCCACCAAAAAGACCCGUGCAACUCCAAGGAAACCGGAACAAACAGCAGCGCCCGAAGCCUUCACCACGGAAGAGGAAGAAGAGACUGACGAGUAUUUCAGGGAGACAACCAGCUCAGGAGAACCUGGGGUAACCGAUGAAUACGUUGUUGAGACCGAGCCCACCAAAAAGACCCGUGCAACUCCAAGGAAACCGGAACAAACAGCAGCGCCCGAAGCCUUCACCACGGAAGAGGAAGAAGAGACUGACGAGUAUUUCAGGGAGACAACCAGCGUGCCCAGACGAACUGCUCGUCAAAGAGGAAUUUCUGUCUACGGUGUUGGAGUAGGUCUGACUAACACCCGUAAGCUCAGGGAAGUAGUUAGCCAACCAGUUGGAGACUACAUAUUCACGGUUAGACGUAGCCAGUCCUUGCCUGAUGUUCAGGGCCCACUGAUUUCAGCAGUGUUUGGAGGCUCAGGAGAACCUGGGGUAACCGAUGAAUACGUUGUUGAGACCGAGCCCACCAAAAAGACCCGUGCAACUCCAAGGAAACCGGAACAAACAGCAGCGCCCGAAGCCUUCACCACGGAAGAGGAAGAAGAGACUGACGAGUAUUUCAGGGAGACAACCAGCUCAGGAGAACCUUGGGUAACCGAUGAAUACGUUGUUGAGACCGAGCCCACCAAAAAGACCCGUGCAACUCCAAGGCAACCGGAACAAACAGCAGCGCCCGAAGCCUUCACCACGGAAGAGGAAGAAGAGACUGACGAGUAUUUCAGGGAGACAACCAGCUCAGGAGAACCUGGGGUAACCGAUGAAUACGUUGUUGAGACCGAGCCCACCAAAAAGACCCGUGCAACUCCAAGGAAACCGGAACAAACAGCAGCGCCCGAAGCCUUCACCACGGAAGAGGAAGAAGAGACUGACGAGUAUUUCAGGGAGACAACCAGCUCAGGAGAACCUGGGGUAACCGAUGAAUACGUUGUUGAGACCGAGCCCACCAAAAAGACCCGUGCAACUCCAAGGAAACCGGAACAAACAGCAGCGCCCGAAGCCUUCACCACGGAAGAGGAAGAAGAGACUGACGAGUAUUUCAGGGAGACAACCAGCUCAGGACAACCUGGGGUAACCGAUGAAUACGUUGUUGAGACCGAGCCCACCAAAAAGACCCGUGCAACUCCAAGGAAACCGGAACAAACAGCAGCGCCCGAAGCCUUCACCACGGAAGAGGAAGAAGAGACUGACGAGUAUUUCAGGGAGACAACCAGCUCAGGAGAACCAGGGGUAACCGAUGAAUACGUUGUUGAGACCGAGCCCACCAAAAAGACCCGUGCAACUCCAAGGCAACCGGAACAAACAGCAGCGCCCGAAGCCUUCACCACGGAAGAGGAAGAAGAGACUGACGAGUAUUUCAGGGAGACAACCAGCUCAGGAGAACCAGGGGUAACCGAUGAAUACGUUGUUGAGACCGAGCCCACCAAAAAGACCCGUGCAACUCCAAGGCAACCGGAACAAACAGCAGCGCCCGAAGCCUUCACCACGGAAGAGGAAGAAGAGACUGACGAGUAUUUCAGGGAGACAACCAGCUCAGGAGAACCAGGGGUAACCGAUGAAUACGUUGUUGAGACCGAGCCCACCAAAAAGACCCGUGCAACUCCAAGGCAACCGGAACAAACAGCAGCGCCCGAAGCCUUCACCACGGAAGAGGAAGAAGAGACUGACGAGUAUUUCAGGGAGACAACCAGCGUGCCCAGACGGCCAGCUUAG